Messenger RNA from Sciurus carolinensis (gray squirrel), 6921 nucleotides. It is a transcript of the gene Micall1, whose product is annotated as MICAL like 1. The record is from RefSeq and is a predicted model, not a curated record. The transcript has 16 exons. Gene Ontology annotation, molecular function: protein binding. Bases 149 to 2707 code for a protein of 852 amino acids. NCBI's taxonomy places the organism in Eukaryota, Metazoa, Chordata, Mammalia, Rodentia, Sciuridae.
AGCGGCGGCCGGCCGGCCGGGCCACGCGGGCGGCGGCUGCUCGGGCAGGUCGGGGCAGGCCGGCGGGCGGGGCGGCGGGAGCCGAGCGGCGCCGCGCGGAGCCAGCGAGGACAGCGGGCCCGCCCGCCGGUGCCUCACUCCCACCGCCAUGGCGGGGCCGCGGGGCGCGCUGCUGGCCUGGUGCCGCCGCCAGUGCGAGGGCUACCGCGGCGUGGAGAUCCGCGACCUGAGCAGCUCCUUCCGGGACGGCCUGGCCUUCUGCGCCAUCCUGCACCGGCACCGGCCCGACCUGCUAGAUUUUGAUUUACUUUCCAAGGACAACGUCUACGAGAAUAACCGUUUGGCCUUUGAAGUGGCUGAAAAGGAGCUGGGGAUCCCUGCUCUCCUGGACCCCAACGACAUGGUCUCCAUGAGUGUCCCUGAUUGUCUCAGCAUCAUGACCUAUGUGUCCCAGUACUACAACUACUUCUCCAGCCCUGGCCAAGCUGGCGGUGUCUCCCCACCCAGAAAGGACCUGGCCCCCUCCCCGCUGCCCUCAGCAGCGCCCCCCGUGGCGGAACCAGGAGACGAGGUUCAGGGCAAGGUGCUCUCCCCGGGCAGCCUGUCGGAGCAGGCGCCCCAGCGGGCCCCCAGCAGCUCCUGUGCGGCCUGCCAGCAGCACGUGCAUCUGGUGCAGCGGUACCUGGCCGAGGGCAGGCUGUACCAUCGGCACUGCUUCCGGUGUCGGCACUGCUCCAGCACCCUGCUCCCGGGGGCUUACAGGAGCGGGCCCGAGGAGGGCACCUUUGUGUGUGCAGAGCGCUGUACCAGGCUAGGCCCCGGGGGACGGCCAGGGACCAGGCCUGGGCCCCCCUCACAGCCAAAGCAGCAGCAACUCGCAGAAGCAGCCAAGGACAGCGAGGGAGGCUGCCCCAGCCCGCGUGUGGCUGCAGGGCCUGAGGCCGAUGGACCCAAGGCCAGCCCCGAGGACCGGCCACAGAUCCCCACCAAACCCCCGCUUCCCGGCAAACCCCAGGAACUGGCCAACCCCCCGGCCAGCCGGCCCACGCCUGCCCCCAGGAAGCCCUUCGAGAGCACAGCCUUGAUGCCCCCCACGCCCCGGCCCCGGUCCAGCCUGCAGCAGGACAGCCCAGUGGAGCAGGGUGGCAGUGACCUCGUGAAUGGAAGAUUGCAGGACCCUCCUGUCCCCAAGCCGAGAGGGACACCCAAACUGUCAGACAGGACACCAGCCCCCAGGAAGGACCCCCCAUGGAUCACCCUGGUUCAGGCAGAGACAAAGAAGAAGCCAGCCCCGCUGCCUCCCAGCGGCAGCCCUGGGCCACCAAGCCCGGCCCUGGCCAGCAGGCGGGUAGAGAAUGGGGCCGUGCCGGAGGGCCGCGAGCCCAGGCCCUACAACCCCUUUGAGGAGGAGGAGGAGGAAGAGGAGGAGUCUCUCCCUGCGGCCCCCAGCCCGGCCCCCAGCCCUGCCCUGGCCCACCCAGAGUCUACACCCAAGACCCUGCACCCCUGGUAUGGCAUCACCCCCACCAGCAGCCCCAAGACAAAGAAGCGCCCUGCCCCCGAGUGCCCAGCACGUCCCCCCUCGGUGACUCUGCACGCCUCCCGCCUCUCUCGCUCGGAGCCCCCCUCGGCCACACCGUCGCCGGCACUCAGUGUGGAGAGCCUGUCAUCGGACAGCUGCAGCCAGACUGCCCGCGGGGAGCUUCUGGAGCCGCCCGCUGUGCCCAAGAGCUCCUCGGAGCCCGCCGUCCACGCCCCCGAGGCCCCCGGCACCCCUGGGCACUGCGCCAGCCUCUCCGCUGACUCCUCCCUGUCAUCUUCUGGGGAGAUGGUGCAGCCCAGCCCAGAGCGGACACCACAGGCCAGGACCAGGGCCAGCCCAAGUCCCCUGCCAGCCAAGCCCCGCAGCGGCGCCACCCCCACCCCUCUGGUGCUGGUUGGAGACAGGAGCCCUGCACCUUCCCCUGGAAGCGCGUCCCCACAGCUGCAGGUGAAGUCUUCCUGCAAAGAGAAUCCUUUUAAUCGGAAGCCAUCACCCGCAGCAUCACCAACUGCAAAGAAGGCCACCAAGGGAUCCAAGCCAGUGAGGCCACCGGCCCCCGGACAUGGCUUCCCGCUCAUCAAACGCAAGGUCCAGGCUGACCAGUACAUCCCCGAGGAGGACAUCUACGGAGAGAUGGACACCAUCGAGCGCCAGCUGGAUGCUCUGGAACACCGUGGAGUGGUGCUGGAAGAGAAGCUGCGAGGCGGAGCGGACGAGGGCAGUGAGGACGACACGCUGGUGGACUGGUUCAGGCUCAUCCACGAGAAGCACCUGCUGGUGCGGCGGGAGUCAGAGCUCAUCUACGUCUUCAAGCAGCAGAACCUGGAGCAGCGACAGGCCGACGUGGAGUACCAGCUCCGCUGCCUCCUCAACAAGCCGGAGAAGGACUGGACGGAGGAAGAUCGGGGCCGGGAGAAGGUGCUGAUGCAGGAGCUCGUGACCCUCAUCGAGCAGCGCAAUGCCAUUGUCAACUGCCUGGAUGAGGACCGGCAGAGAGAAGAGGAGGAAGACAAGAUGUUGGAAGCCAUGAUCAAGAAGAAAGAGUUCCAGAGGGAGGCUGAACCCGAGGGCAAGAAGAAGGGGAAGUUCAAGACCAUGAAGAUGCUGAAGCUGCUGGGAAAUAAGCGUGAUACAAAGAGCAAGUCCCCUGGGGACAAGAGCUGACAGCGAGGGAAGCUUCUGGGACUGUCUCCUCUGGGAUCCUCAUGGGCUGGAGGGAGCACCCUGCUGCCCUUGGAUCCGUCAAGGGGGAAGGUGACUUAAGGGGCGGGUGUCUCUGGGUGAGCCUCCCCCACUCAGGGUCCUCCGGCUGGUCUGGGCCAAAGAGUUUUCUUCCCUCUUCUCUGCACUCCAGACAGCCGUGACUCAGCCCUGCCCAGUCAGAUUUUGAUGAUUCCAGAUGCUGUGACAGACCCAAAAGGCAAGCAGGGACUCCAGGUCGCAGUGGCCAGGCGGACACUCCACAUGUGGAGGCACUCGCUCCACAUGCCCUGCGAGGCAGGGCAGCUCGGCCCUCCCUCCUCCUCUGGAGGCUCUGGCCUCCCUCUGCCCCUCAACAGGCCACAGUGGGGUGGCCUUUACUGACUUGCUCUGCCCAGCCUGGCUCUGAAUCCGUCUUUCUGUCCAGUGCAGGUGCCCAGAGCCUCAUGUCACCUUGCUCAGGAGCUCUAUUUAUAAAGUCUCCAGUUACGUUCAGAUGAGCUGUGAGUGGCCUGUGCUGGGCCUGGGGGCAGCUCCCUCCUCUCCUCUGACUUCUAGGAGCUCUGCCCGCGUCUUCCCUGUUCCAUGGAAGACUCACUUCCCAGAAGCCACAGUGCCCGGGUGGACGUGCUGGGGCAGUUAGGUGCCUGUUAGCUGCCCCAGUGCUGAGUCCCCUGGGAAGGGCCUAGGGAGGGCGUGCUCCAGGGUGCUGACCCAGGAUAGGCCCAUUUCCGUACAUGCUUGUCACCAGUCUGUCUCCUCUGUUGUAUGUCCCCUCCCAACUCAUUUCCACCCAAGGACUGACGACCACACGCUUACUGGGUGGCCAUGGGAGAGGACAAGUGAUGGGAACGUCACUUUUGCCCAGGGACGUGCGUGGCAGCUCUUGGUCAAAGCACUGUUUCAUAAGCUCUCUGGGGCCUCCAGGCCUCCUCCCUCCAUGCACCUGGGGGACAAGAUUGCACUGUGUUAACUUGGGGACGUUCCUCAACAAGUCCAUGGGGACAGCCUCAGGCCAUGGCCACAUUUGCCAUCUUGCCUGCCUGUGCCACAGCUCCAUGGCCAGGUAUCUGCUUCCCUCAGAGGGUCUGGGACUGUGCUGAGGCUGGCCACCGAGUGGGACCUUGGCCCUCACCGCCUCCUUGUGGCACGAUUCCCUUCCCCUGCAGGGAGGCGAUUCCCGACCCUGGGUAGCUCCUGCCAGUCUCUUGCUGAUGUGCCUGUUGACCUUGAGCUGGGCCCCCUCUAAGGCCUUUCAGGAAUCUGGCAGGUAGCAUACGUGACCUGAGUUGGGUGUAGACUGGGGGAGGACUCCCCCACUGUCAGGGUCCCUCACUGUCCGCUGUAGCCUGUGGGAAUGAAUGUGGACCCAGGGUUGCCCAAUGUUUUCCAUUUUUUUCAGAAGAAACUGGGAAUUCAGAUUUUAUAUGUAAUUCGUGGACGCCUCCUCUGAACUGGUCAAGGUUGGGCUGAAUUUGUCCUGUGGGCCCCUGUUUGGCUGCCUCUGGAUCAUGUGAUGAUGUAGGUGGUGGUAAUGCUGCUGUCACCCUGCAGCUUCUGCUCUGGGCUCUUGUGGGUGUGGACGCACAUAGGGUCCCCAUGUGGGUUCCUGAGCCCGCCCUUGGCUGGCUGCCGCACAGCCACGUUUGUUCUGCACACGAAAUAUGGGUCGAGUGACCUGAUAGGAUUAGUGCCUCCUUCCAGGCUCAGGGGACAGCAGACAGGGGUGAUUUGUGGGGUUAGGAAAAUGACAGAGCCCUGGAGGAGGUGGGCCUUGUGGGCGUCGGAAGCCUGAGGGGAGGGGGCUGAUGUGCUGUGGUGCCAGGCCAGCGUGUGCUCUCCUGGUCAGGUGACUGCUCGCUCCCCUUCAGACCAGGGCUGGCCACAUGCGGGAAUGGAGCUGAGGCUGCUGGUGCCAAGAUCACAUGGCGCCUGCUAGAGCUAGAACUCCAAAGCCAGGGCACGUUUCGUUGCUCCCUCUCAGCUGUGUUUCCUCUGUGGUCUGCAUAAAGCUGACCUAAUCCUGAGAAGGCUGUUUGCUGGUUAAACGCCCUUGAACUUUAGUUUUCACACAGGGAUAAUGAACCCUCACAGCAGUCUUGAGAUCAUUAACUGAAGUUCACCUGCCAUGGCUGCUGGCCAUGGGACACUCAAGAGUGUCAGUUCCCAUCUCCUCUUGAAAUAUGGCAACAGGCAGCUGGAAGCUAUCCGAGUUUGACAAAGUCUUACUCUGAACAAAUAAGCGUUAUCCCUCUGAAAACAAGUGUACAUGGAAUGGCCCACGGCAAAUGUGUUUUAUUGGUCAAUUAAUCAUCGUGGUUAAAUAUUUGCCCCAGGCUACAAGUCAUCUAAUAGGUCCUACGACAGGUGGGAAGAAAGGCAUCCUCUUCAUCCCUAAGUUUGGAAACUAACUGAGCAGGACACAGAAGUGGAGGUGGUGGGAGAAGAGCCGUCAGAGGCCCUCAGACGCAUUUCAGGAGACUUGAAGACUCGGGCCUUUUGCUGCAUCUGGGACUCUCCCCUAGAAAAGGCUUGAAGCCCUGUAAUCAGGUGGCUCAGAGACUCCGUGGCCCCCAGCAUUGCUGAGCAGCAUCUGGAGUACUGUGUCUGUGCCUGGGCCACCACAGGCCAGGACAGUGCCAUGCUGGGCAGCCAUCUGACGUGGCUAUGGCCAGUAUGAGUGGGUAGCCUGGGGUGAUGCUGCCGCGGUCAGGGGUGAGCUGCCCUGCCCGCCUCUGAUUAAGUGGUGGCAAGAGCCUUCCUAAGUUCCUCACUCCUUUUGUGGUCGAUGUCUUCCAUUUCCCGUAGUUUCUGCAGAGGGCAUCAGGGAGGGUCGAUACCAGGGUUAGGAACCUGACGACCAUCAGGAUGAGCUGCGGCUCACCUCCCGAGACCCUCGGCACCACCCACCAUCAGCCUGGGGUUUCCCCUCACAUCUGAUUCCAGCCCUGGGCCCACCCCUUGCCUGAUUUCCAGGCUUUCCUCCUACCUGGGAGAUCUCAGUGAGGACAAUGCCCUGGUAUUUUUUGCCCUGCCCCAGGGCCUCCAUGGCAUCCAGGAAUUCUUUCCUCUCCUGAAUUUCCUUCACAACUAGACAGAGGGAAAGGGCUGUCAGAGCGGGGGUCCUGGGGGUCGCAGGCUCUGUGGGGUGUGUGGCGGGGGAGGCAGGGGUUCUGCCCCGCCCCAGUGACUCACGUUCUUCAAAGCGAUCGGGCUCAGGGGCUGGGUCCUUCUGCUGCGCAGGGGCAGCCUUUUUUUUCCAUUCUGGUGGCUCCUUCCCAGUGGCAAAGAUACUCUGGAGUCUUCGUUUCUCCUUCUCCAGAUCUCCUGUAGGGCCAGAAAUGGCCUGGCUGAGGCAUGAAGGUCUCCCCACUCACGUGUCCCAGUGGGCACACAGCCUGUCUGGCAAGGGACAGGGCUUCUGCAGACGCAGCAGCCUCUCCUGGGUGCUCCCGAGCUUGUCAAGUUAAGAUAGUCUCCAGCCCCUGCCCCAGCCGAAGUGGGUGGCUUCAACUCACUGGUGGCUCGAGGCUUGAACUGCUCGCGGCUAUAGGCCCCGUUGGCUCGGCACAGGCUGGCAGGCCGGAGGUGAGACCGGGCUGCCAGGGUGAGAGGCAGGUAGGUGGCUGGUGGCCGCUGCUUGGAAGGUGCGCCCUGCUGGCUGGAUGUUGGGCUGCACUGUAGCGGCAGAGAGUCUCCUCCUGGGGAUGGAAGGGUCUCGUGGCCUUUUUUUUUUUUUUUUUUUUUAAUAAAAGUGACAUCUUCUUACAAGUCAAAUGGUGCAGCAGUCUUCUUGUCCCCACCAAGCCCACCCCUCUCUAAAGAGCAGUGGUAACAACAAUUUGGUGGUCUCUUUGCUUUUUGAUGCUUAUAUAAACAGGCUCAAAAAUGUGCACAUAUAUUUUUUAUGUGCACAUAAGAUUCUUUUUUCAAACACUGGAUCAUAUUGUAUAAUGGUCAAUAACAGUCCCUUUUCACAUAACAAUUUAUUGUGAACAUCUUUCCAGAAAAAUCCAUUUAUAUAUAACUUAUUUUUUAUAGCUAUAUACUAGUCAUUACAAUGGUUACCUUAUUUAUUCAGCUAGUCUCCUAGUUUUGGAAAUUCAACUUGUUUCCAGGUUUUCUGUUGGUCUUUUACUACUACAAACAAAGCUGCAAUAAACACUCUGUACACUGAG